AUUCUUAUUUUUCUAGGCAAGUGAAUCCGGCACGCAACAGCAACGACCGCCCCGAAAGAGAGCCGGAAAAAAAGGGCAGGAAAUCGCCACCGCCCGCACCUAUUUGAGCAGCCGCUUGUUCCUUCCGCAAUCCGCGUCCUCGCUGCUCCUCAAUUCGAUUGGCUCCGUGUCGACCUCCAGGUCAGGCGACCUUUCCUCCUCUUCAGAUCGCUGUAUUUUUUUUUUUGUUCCCUACCCCAGUCCCCAGCACCCAGCCCGGAAUCUGCAACCUCGCCAGCGGUUGCUGGGGGUUCUUCCCCUUGUUCGAUCGGUUGGUUGCUUGACUGAUUGGCCCGCUUCCUUUGUUCCUGGUUGAGAAGGAAAGCAUCGCGAGUUCGCCAUACGGAUGGGUUCCAAAGCGCCUUUCUGUCUCACGCUCCUCUUGCUGCUCGCCGCGGCCUGUGGACCUGCUGCACAUGCCAACGAUGCUGUCGAGCUCCCGCAUCAUGGCUCAGCCUUGAAGGAACAUAUUUCUUCAACCAAGAUUCCUGCCCGUCUCAAGAGGGGCAGCGGACUAUGCUCGGCCUGUGAAAACUUCACGAGCGAAGCCGUCACUUAUCUCGGCAAGGAACAGACACAGGACAGGAUCGUGGAGUUCCUUCAUGAUGCUUGCUCCCAAUCAUUCUCCUUUGAACAGAAGUGUGUCGAGCUGAUGGACUCUUAUGCGACUCUCCUGUUUGCCAAGAUCACGGAGAUCAGACCGGAAGCGUUCUGCAAACGGUAUGGCCUGUGCAGGGACACGGCUCUUCUCUCCGGUGUGGGAAGUGACAGCACGUGUGUGUUCUGCCACCAUCUGCUCGAUGAAAUCAUGUCCAAACUGAAAGAUCCAGAUGCGGAGUUUGAGAUAAUUCAGAUUCUUGUCAAGGAGUGCAAUAAGAUCGAAGGUCACGUCCAGCAGUGCAAGAGGCUGGUUCUGCAAUACAUUCCCCUCAUCUUGGUGAACGGUGAGAAGUUCCUCGAGAAGAACGACGUCUGCGCGCUCGCACAGGCUUGUCCAGCGAGCAGUAGGAAGACGUUCAGCUCGAUGUUGAAGGGAGCGUUGUGGAGUGACGCCUGGCUUGAAGGUUGAAGAAGAACACACGGAGCGGUUUAGCAGUGGUCAGAAAUAGUGUGAACAAGUGCUGUGCUGUACAUAUAAUAAUGUCGUGUAUAAAUGCAUGAAGGACGUGUGCCCUGCAUUCUUUUCGUCUUGUAUCAUAAAUUCAUAAACACGUCGUCUUAAGUAAUUGUUUAUGGACACCUAGAGGGGAUGAAGGUUAAAAUAUUUGGCCUUGAGGUAUGAUGCAGCCAAUCAAUUUGUAUCCACAAAGUUUCAGCGCUGGCGACUUGAAACUGCAAAUGAUGUGGUAUUUUUAUUUGCAUCAAAGCUCAAGAUUUCAGAGUAGGAAAGAGUGGUGUUUCAGAAACAACAGAAUACGUUGCUGUUAAAAGUGACGCUGGAACGGUUUGCUGCACUUACUGUUUGUGUGUAAAAAUAGUGAAGUUAGUGGAAUGAAUGAUCCUGGCCAGUUUCUCUUAAUGAAUGAUUCUGGCCGGUUUAUGUUAA
Molecule: messenger RNA, 1585 nt
Organism: Zea mays
Lineage: Eukaryota; Viridiplantae; Streptophyta; Magnoliopsida; Poales; Poaceae
Product: surfactant protein B containing protein
Exons: 6
Coding region: 386-1108 (240 amino acids)
Biological process (GO): lipid metabolic process
Source: RefSeq, a predicted model, not a curated record